Messenger RNA from Porites evermanni, 339 nucleotides. The record is from the annotation of a GenBank genome assembly. NCBI's taxonomy places the organism in Eukaryota, Metazoa, Cnidaria, Anthozoa, Scleractinia, Poritidae.
AAAAGCAAAGGAUUUUUUCGCGGAGGAAAGAAACUCUCGAGAAAUAUGUGGUUAAGUAUUGACCAAGAGAAAAAAGACAGGAAAAACAGAGUCUUGAAGAAAGAAAAGUCCAUGGACGACAAGAUGUGUAUUGCUGGAAAAUCGCUCGUUGAUCGCAACGCAAAUUUCCAAACUAUAUCCGAAAAUGAGUUGAUGGGUAUAUCACUCGCUGUUAGCACAAGAAGAGGAAGUAUCUGUGAAGAGAUUGAAAAGGCAAUUGUCCACAACGGAAUUAGUUUGUACGAGAUGCGAAAAGCUAUGGUAAUAGAAGAAACGCUGAGGGAUAGGUUUCUUAUGUGA